Cyprinodon tularosa is the source of this 1603-nucleotide messenger RNA. It is a transcript of the gene elac1, whose product is annotated as elaC ribonuclease Z 1. NCBI's taxonomy places the organism in Eukaryota, Metazoa, Chordata, Actinopteri, Cyprinodontiformes, Cyprinodontidae. Gene Ontology annotation, molecular function: 3'-tRNA processing endoribonuclease activity. Bases 83 to 1207 code for a protein of 374 amino acids. The record is from RefSeq and is a predicted model, not a curated record. Gene Ontology annotation, cellular component: nucleus. The transcript has 5 exons.
CAAGCACAGGCAGGCGGCGGCAUCAGGCAUGUCUCACGUCACUGUGGAUCAAAGUUAGCUGAUCUUCUGUAGCAUUAGGAGAAUGUCAAUGGAUAUGACCUUCCUGGGAACCGGUUCGGCAUAUCCGUCUCCUCACCGCGGCGCCUCGGCCCUGGUGCUGCGGACGGAUGGGGAGUGCUGGCUGUUUGACUGCGGAGAGGGGACCCAGACCCAGCUGAUGAAGAGCCAGCUCAGAGCUGGACGCAUCACCAAGGUCUUCAUUUCCCACCUGCAUGGAGAUCACCUGUUCGGCUUGCCUGGACUUCUUUGCACCGUGAGCCUCAACACCAACCCAGACGUCCACCAGAGCCUGAAGUGUGUGGACAUCUACGGGCCCCGGGGUCUCAGAAAGUUUCUCAGGGUGACUCUUGGCCUCACUGGAUCACAGCUGCUCUUCCCAUAUGCAGUUCAUGAGCUGGAACCCACUCCAGACCAGUGUCCAGAGGAGGGACAGCUCAGCAUAGAGAUGGUUGAAGAGAGCAGUCCUCCUCAUCCACAGGAGCAGCCUGGCAGGACUAUCCCCCUGGACAACUCUACUGAUAGUUACCUCCUUUUCCAAGACAACAAGUUUGUUGUGAAGGCUUUCAGGCUUUACCACCGCAUCCCUUCCUUCGGCUUCUGCAUCCAGGAACACGAUCGUCCCGGAAAACUGAAGACAGAACUACUGAAGGAGCUUGGUGUUAAACCCGGACCAGUGUACGGCCGUCUCAAAGCUGGCGAAUCUGUGGUUCUUGAAAAUGGACGCUUGCUGCUUCCCAGCGAGGUUCUGGAAGCCAAUAUUCCUGGGAGGAAAAUCUGUGUUUUAGGUGACUGUAGCUCGGUUCUUGGUGUAGGAGCUUGCCGGCUUUGCAAUGGGGCGGACGUUCUGGUUCACGAGGCCACCCUCGGGAAUGAGCACCAGGAGAAAGCUGUAGAGCACGGACACAGCACGCCUCAGAUGGCAGCAGCUGUGGCUCGGGCCUGCUGUGCACAGAGGCUGGUCCUUUACCAUUUCAGUCAGCGCUACAAACCCAGUUCCUUACAGAAGGAGGGAGAUGAGGACGACGUCUCAGAGCUCAAGAACCAGGCUGAGCAGGCUUUACUGGACAGUGGUGUAGAGGUGACUCUGGCUGAGGACUUUAUGACUAUUCCUAUUCCCCUUAGAAAACCUCCAGCCAUUAAAGUUUGAGUUGAUCUAAGCGGAUACCAUUUAGCUAAUUUUUGUAAUUUAGUCAUCACUCUUCAUUGAGUUGUUCACCAUGACAAUGUUUUCCAUUGGUACAUAUCUACAUAUGCCCAGACAUACAAUCUGUUUUCAUAUGAUUAAAUUAUUCAAGUAUAAUAAGUAAAGACAAAUAAGCAUUAGGUUUUCUCUCUCCCACAUCAUUAAUUAUCACUAGAGAUCUGAUUCUAAUGCUUUGAUGUAUUGAUAUUUCAUCUGGUUCCGAUUCUCCUGUAGACCUAGAACCAGCAGAUAAUAGCCAGAGGCAACCUUUUCAAUAAGACUUUUUGAGUGGAAAGUUAUUCAUUUAAUUGUUUUAGAUGGAAAACUCGUUAUCUGUCUGAUGCUAUGAAUCCAAAAACA